Messenger RNA from Cryptomeria japonica (Japanese cedar), 1173 nucleotides. RefSeq names its product probable LRR receptor-like serine/threonine-protein kinase At3g47570. Bases 1 to 1173 code for a protein of 390 amino acids. Lineage: Eukaryota; Viridiplantae; Streptophyta; Pinopsida; Cupressales; Cupressaceae. The transcript has 2 exons. Gene Ontology annotation, molecular function: protein binding. The record is from RefSeq and is a predicted model, not a curated record.
AUGGCCAUCCCUUUACGCAAAUUGACUGGUAUUGUUUUUCUUCUCUUCUUCUGCCCUUCUCUUCUUCUGUCCAACAGGUGUCCUUCCCACGAAUCCCAAGCUCUGCUCCUCUUCAAAGCGGCCCUGAAUGACUCCUCAAAUCCCUAUCUGAGUUCGUGGGUGAAUGGAACAGACUGCUGCACCUCCUGGAUUGGCAUUUCCUGCGACGACAACAACAAACACGUUGUCUCCGUCUUUCUUCAUGCGAUAGGAGUAGUAACACCAGGUACUACCAUUCCUACCUGUUUGGCAAAUCUCUCUAAUCUUCACUCUUUAUAUUUAUCUGGUUAUAGCUUUACUGGGACGAUUCCCACUUUCCUUUGUCUGCUCACCCGCCUUACAUUUCUUCAUCUUUCAGACAAUUACUUCAAUGGAAGCAUACCUUCCUGCCUUGGCAAUCUUGCUUCUUUAACUGACCUUUUGCUAUUUAACAACCAACUUAGUGGAAGCAUACCGGCUUCUCUUGGAAGUCUCUCUUUGUUGAGGGAGUUAGAUCUUGAUAACAACCAACUGAACGGCAUCGUUCCAGAUUCAUUGGGCAAUCUCUCUUUACUCGAGCGGUUGGAUAUUAGCAAUAACCAACUGAGCGGGACCAUUCCCCCUUCAUUUGCUCACCUUUCCUCACUCAUUGAAUUGUAUGCUGAUGGCAAUCGUUUCAAUGAAACCGUCUCUUCUUUGUCACUUCCACCACCUUUAAAUACUCUAAGCCUGUCAUUAAACUAUAACCAGUCGAUUUCAGAAACUUCAUUUCACAACCUUACAAGCCUAAUAUACUGCUGCUCAAUGACAAUUUGUUAUGACAAUUUGUUCAGUGGCAAUAUUCAUCCAAACCUGGGCAAGUUAUCUAAUCUCAACAUGUUAAAUCUUGCAAACAACAAGAUAACAGGAGUGAUCCCUGUCAGUUUGUCCAAUUGUUCUUCACUUAUUGUCCUGAAUUUGGGAAAUAAUAGUUUGGAGGGAAGCUUACCACAUGACUUUAGUAAGUUAAGUAGAUUAUAUUCAUUACUUGUUCGCAAUAAUAAUUUGCAUGGACCAUUCCCUCCUUCAAUAGCAAAUUGUUCAGAGCUACAGGUUCUUGAUAUUGGAAAUAAUUUGUUUGAAGGUGAAAUACCAUCAUUAAUUGAAAUAUCUUAG